AUGUCGCGUGUCAUGUUAUAUUCUCCCAAUCGUCAUAUGAACAACCUGAACGAGAAUGUUGAGUUGCGUCGCAAUCUAGCGGUAUGGCAAAAGGCUUUACCCGAUGAUUGUCUAUUUAUGGAAUCAUUGAUAAAUGCUGGACAAUGGACCCUCGACGAGGAAGUUCUUUUUCUACAUCGUGCAGUGCUGUGUAUGUUCUCCUUGAUGGCUUUUGGUCUGUUUAAUAGAGCCCUGCUCUCAGCAAAGACAGAUCCAAUUCAUGGGAACCAUUUUCCUCAGCACGAUGUGAAACGGGCAGUUGUCAAUGCGGUCGAUGAAACAGCCAGAAUGGCUCGACUUUUCUUUGAGCAAAACCUGGUGCAAAAGCUGCCAUUUUAUGCCAUCGCUUUCUUCAUUUCCACGCUCCCAAUUGUCCUCGUCGGAUAA
Molecule: messenger RNA, 426 nt
Organism: Talaromyces proteolyticus
Lineage: Eukaryota; Fungi; Ascomycota; Eurotiomycetes; Eurotiales; Trichocomaceae
Exons: 1
Coding region: 1-426 (141 amino acids)
Source: RefSeq, a predicted model, not a curated record